AUGGCACCGGCUCUCAUCUGCAUCCUGCAAAACGUAUGGCCAUUCUCGACGCUUAAGUCCGAUGAUCUCAGAGCUUCCGAUGCUUUGGUUAACAAGCUACCGAUACCUGAAUCCACAAAGAGAUUUGUUUACGCCGUCCAUGAUCGCAAAUCAGGUUCCGUCAUUUACAUCCUCUCUGUGCAGAAUUUGUCUGAACGGUCGGCUGUCGAUGUAGAGUGUCUUAUUCGGGAGGUUCGGCCCGAAGCUGUGGUGGCUCAGGUUGGGAAUUCAGCUGUGUUGGAAGAUCUCGUGGAAGAGAAUCGUUUGGCAGGUGAUGGUUGUAAUCUGGUUCCCACUUCGUUGUUUGGUGUUCUUAAGCAGUGUUUCGUGCAUAAGAUUAAUAAGGAGAAGUAUGAAAGUUUAGCUGGGAACUUGGUUUUGAAGGAAAUAUUUGGGGUUGGGUUCCAUGGCCACAUUUGGGCUGCCAAUCAAACUGCCUUAGAAGUUGGCUCAUCAUUUUUAUUGCUUGAAGCCCCAUGCAUUAGAACGCUUAAUGGGGAUAAUAAUGAUGUUGCUACCAAAGAGGUUGAGGAAGUGAGCAAGUUUGAGGGUUUAGUCAGCAGCUUGAUCCCGCAGAAACCAGCUUCUGUUGUUAACUCUACGGCCUUUUCUCUAUCUGAUAAAUUUCAGUCAAAGAUGGUGAAGCUAUUACCUUCGAAGAAGGGUGUUUCUCCCUCAGAGGCAGGGUUGAGUGGAAUUAAGCUGGAGAACACUUUCCAGGUGCCACCAUUUGCCCAGUCUAUAUAUCCGUUACUUGUUGACCUGCAUAACAUAUUCAUGGAUCUUCCAUCAAUGGGUACGGCCUUGAACUGUUCACAAAAGAUGUUGUAUGAUAUCAGCAGAGGGGAAAGUAUGGGCAUGCGAGUUGUAUCUGAAGUGAGCACCUUCCGAGUUGCUGUUGAGGGAUUAAGAAUUGCACUAAACAAUGCUGGUCGGUUACCCAUCAGAAAAUUGUGGCAACCAACUCAAACUAGUGUGGAUUUCUCAGAGCUCCCAGUUGAACAGAAAUCGCAUGCACUCCUUGCUCAUGCCCUUCAAAACCAGAGUGAGAAAUAUAAAACCAUAGUCGCUGUAGUAGAUGCCAGUUCUUUAGCUGGUCUUAGGACACAUUGGAACACUCAUGUACCUCCUAAUAUCAAAGGUCUGAUUGGUGAGCUCAUCACGGAUUGUAAGACCCAUGGGGAAUCUUCAAAUCAGAGGGACAAGAGAUGGCCAUUCUCCGGCACACCUGUGGUGUCAGUUGGUGCUGGGGCAACAGCAGUUGUGGGAGCUUCAUCUCUGUCUAAAGUUAUUACUUUAUCGACAUUAUCAAAGGUUUUAACAUUCAAGCUCCCAACUUCUCUUAAGCUUAUGGUGUCCCAAGCUAAUAAGGUGAUGGCAUUUGCUUUAACCAAGAGUGGUCCAACAAAAUUUGCUGCUCCUGGGUUGGCAAACUAUAGUGCCAAUGCAACGUCCGUCAUGAAGUCAGCUGCGUCUGCCGAGAAGAUUCGAACAGUAGCCCAUAGCAUGAUAGCAUCAGUAGAAAAGACUAGUUUUUCAGCCAUGAGAACGGCUUUCUAUGAAAUAAUGAGAAAAAGACAAGUCCGACCUGUCGGUUUUCUGCCUUGGGCAACAUUUGGAGGAAGUGUCAUGACGCUGUCAGGAUUGCUAUUAUGUGGAGAUGGAAUUGAAUGUGUUGCUGAAUCUUUUCCUUCUGCUCAUUCAAUUGCUAGCUUGGGUCGGGGUAUCCGAAGCUUGAGGCUUGCUUCUGAGGAAGUUAGGCAGAAUGAUUGCAGAAUACAACAAUCUAUUGAUUCACUGACGUACAGGCUGAAGAAAGUAACUAUUCAAUAA
This is a messenger RNA of Linum tenue, 1872 nucleotides long. Lineage: Eukaryota; Viridiplantae; Streptophyta; Magnoliopsida; Malpighiales; Linaceae. The record is from the annotation of a GenBank genome assembly.